AUGUCCGCAGAGAAACCAGGCCCUCUCCUCAGAUUGGGUGUAUCUUUCUUUCUUUUCGGGGUCAUCAAUAAUGUAUUAUAUGUGAUCAUAUUAUCAGCAGCUUUAGACUUAGUACCUACAUCCACCCCGAAGGGUAUCAUACUAUUCUGUAAUAUUGCUCCUGCGCUUCUUGCCAAGAUUGGAUGGCCCUACCUUCUGAAAGGCCGGAUACAUUACGCACGUCGUUUGUUCGGAUGUUGUACCUUGUCCGUUGCAGGCAUGAUUGUUGUGGCGGCCUUCGAGAGCUUGCCAGGCCGGCUCUUGGGCAUCAGUUUUGCUUCGUUCUCUUCAGGUUUGGGUGAAUUGACCUUCCUUCAACUAUCGACGACGUAUCAUCCCCCGUCGGUUGGCGGACAUAGCGUCGGUUAUUUCGCUUCCGGAACCGGCGCUGCUGGACUGCUGGGCGCUUUCCUGUGGUGGGAAGUCCGAAGCCUUGGGGUUCGUGUCGGUGUCGGUCUAUCUGCAGUUCUGCCCUUCAUAACGCCUCUCACCUAUCUCCUCGUACUCCCUCGGCCUUCAGCUUUUGCCUCGGUCGCAUUUUCUUCGCUGAACGACGGCGAUAGUGAUGGAGCCCUACCUGUGCCUUACACAUCACUUCCUACAAUAGAUGAGGACACGAUAGAGCAAGAACAAGAGCGAUUCACCCAUUCCAAGACAGAUACUGUCUUGUCUCUGGCAGAAAAAUGGCGACUUGCGAAGCCGCUGUUACUUCGGUACAUGCUGCCUUUAUUCUGCGUCUAUCUGUUUGAAUACACAAUCAAUCAAGGAAUUGCGCCGACGUUAAUCUACCCAGUCCCAUCUGGCGACUCACACUCCGUCUUGGGUAACAUCAUCCACUCUAUCAGGGACUAUUAUCCCCUUUGGCAGCUGGUCUAUCAGACGACCGUCUUUCUCUCUCGCUCGACCAUUUCGCUCGGUUUACCACCACUCCCUUCGCGGCUCUUAUCCUUGCCAGCCGUCGUUCAAGCGCUUAUACUGUUGACUCUCAUGUACGAAUCUGCCAUUGGCUUUUUUUCUGACGCUUCAGAGGGUAUCAAUGUUUUCAUGGUAUUUCUGCUUAUAAGUCUGGAGGGAAUUUGUGGCGGGUUGGCCUACGUCAACGUCUUUUACCGCAUCAAUCAAGAACAGAGUAAAACAGACCCCAGCAUAGACCCCGAACGUGCCAAACAGGAGAAGGAGUUCAAAAUCGGCUCGAUAGGCCUAUCGGACUCCCUAGGCAUACUCAUUGCGUCGCUGGUGGCGAUGCCAACAGAGAUAGAAUUGUGUAAUGCGCAGGUGAGGAGAGGGAAGAUGCUCUGUAGGGGACUCUGA
Molecule: messenger RNA, 1350 nt
Organism: Heterobasidion irregulare TC 32-1
Lineage: Eukaryota; Fungi; Basidiomycota; Agaricomycetes; Russulales; Bondarzewiaceae
Product: small molecule transporter
Exons: 11
Coding region: 1-1350 (449 amino acids)
Biological process (GO): regulation of intracellular pH
Cellular component (GO): membrane; vacuole
Source: RefSeq, a predicted model, not a curated record